Zea mays is the source of this 1684-nucleotide messenger RNA. RefSeq lists its product as uncharacterized. Lineage: Eukaryota; Viridiplantae; Streptophyta; Magnoliopsida; Poales; Poaceae. The transcript has a single exon. Gene Ontology annotation, cellular component: plasma membrane. Gene Ontology annotation, biological process: plant-type secondary cell wall biogenesis. The coding region runs from base 168 to 1016 and encodes 282 amino acids. The record is from RefSeq and is marked validated.
CGCGCAAACACGCACGCACACUCUGGACGCGCGCUGGCUGGCUGCAACUGCAAGGCGUCGCCACCAACCGCAGCUAUAAUAGGUGUAUUGAACAGGCAGGCAGAGCAGGGCAGGCAGUGUAGGCUCCAUCAGAUCCAACGCCACCAGCUAGCAGCAGCAGCAGCAGCAUGGCCACCACCAGCACGCCUCGCCUCGCCACCCUCCUGGUGCUCCUGGCGGCGGCGUCACCGCUGCUGAGCGCAGCUCAAAAGGCCGCCCCGAAGGCUCCGGCGGCGGCGAAGGCGGCGCCAGGGCCGGCGGCGUCGUCGUCGUCCGGCGCGGGCGCGGCGGACGCGGCCCCUCCCACAGACGUGAACAAGGCGCUCAAGGACGACCAGUUCAGCGAGUUCAAGCAGCUGCUGCACGACACGCGCGUGGACACGCAGAUCAACGCGCAGCUGACGGACAGCUACAACGGGCUGACCAUCAUGGCGCCCACCAACGCCGCCUUCGACAAGAUGAAGGCCGGCGUGCUCAACGGGCUGUCGCCGCAGGACCAGAUCCAGCUCGUCCUCUACUGCGUGCUGCCCCGCUUCUACAGCCUCUCCAUGCUCGGCACCCUCGACGGCAAGGUCAACACGCAGGGCUCCGGCCACGACGGGCCCUACAGGUACGACAUCAAGCGGUCGGGCAACAACGUCAACGUGUCCACGGGCGUCAACUGGAUGCUGCUGGGCAGCCCCGUCAGCAAGGACUUCCCGCUCGCCAUCUACCCCGUCGACAAGGUGCCGCUCCCCUACGAGCUGUUCGGGCCCAAGCCGCCCACCCCGGCGCCCGCGCCGGCCCCGGCACCCGCCAAGUCCAAGACCAAGAAGAAGAAGAAGGCCGCCGGCAUCGCCGAGCCGCCCACGGCCGACGACGACACCUCCGCCUCCGACGACCAGAAGGCGGCCGCCACGCCCGGCGCCGCCGGCAGCUGGGCCGCCGCCGCGCUCUCGGCGCUCGCCGCUGCUGCCCUCGGCGCCGGCCUCUUCUGAUGGGGAGAGGGAGGAUAGAGUCAGUCACCAUCGUUCAGAUUUGAGAUCACACGGCGCGGCGCUACUGCGGUGGCGAUCGAUCGCUCCUGCGCCGCGCGCCGUGCAUUGCCAUACAAUGUCGCACGGUCGAUACGAUCAUAGAGUUGGUGUGCCCCAUCCAUCCAUGUACCCAUCCAUGCAUUUGUGGCUUUAUUAAUUCUUUCUUCCCCUUCCUUUCUCUCCCCUUUUCCUUUCGGCGGAUUUCUAUUGGUGAUUUGUAUUUGUAACCUAAUGUGAUGUACACAAGUAGUGCUUCCUCUUUCACUGGAUGGAUCUUUGGCCUCCGAGAUCUGGACCUGCUUUUGUUUGUUUAAUCCGAGCGUACUAUACGCUUAACAUACUAGCUGGUUGCUUGCUGUAGCCGUGUCGCAGUCGCUUGUGUUCCAAGCAUUUUCUUGCAGUGAAAAGAGAACAGGGAAGUGCAGACAGUGCAAGAGAUCGGACAGACAUGUGUGGUAGCAGUGCGUUGGACACCACACAUCUUCCCUUUUGCUGCAUCAUGUCUUUUGCCUGAAACACGCACAUAGCAAUAGCAGCAGUUCCCUCCUUUGAGAUGGCUGGCUGGGUCUGUCAGCCAGCGAGGUAAACCGUGCUCAUCAGCAGAGACGCAUUAUAUUAUUGGUGGUUGC